AUGAGUGAGCGUCGCGGCAAAAGACCUCCCACGCAAAUUGACCUGCAAGAUGCUCUUGCGCGAGCUACCCCGGAAACAGAUCCUCGAAUCGAGGGCCCCAACAGCGGGUCGCUUGAUAACCGCUUCCCACUCAAGCGGCUUAAAAAGAAAGAUCAAGAUGCAUCCAUGCCCAUUGGAGUUCAUCAGCAGUCCACAAAAAGUGACGCCGGUUUGAAAGCGGCAGCACCCCGGGCGCCCAAGUCGUCAUGGCAGACCUACGAGAAACUAUUUGACCUUCAACUCGGAGACAAUGACUACUUUACUGUAGCAGAAAAAAAGGUCCCCGACGUUGAAAGCAAUUCUGUGGUGAUCCUCAAGACUUUUACGGGCACAAAGGCAGAAAGCCAUGUGCAGGCGAUACGGGGAAUCCAGCACAACCGCUUUGUCAACGCUCACCUCUUUUUUGCCAUAGAUGAUGGAUACCUCGUUUCCUUCGAGUUCAUGCCUAUGGCACUGUGCGAAGUUGCAGGUAAUCCUCUUCUGAAUGACCUGCGACUGGCAUCGAUAUUAGGACAGGUGAGCUGUGUUCAAACGCGUAUAUGUGUCGCCGUCUAA
This is a messenger RNA of Beauveria bassiana ARSEF 2860, 594 nucleotides long. RefSeq lists its product as uncharacterized. The record is from RefSeq and is a predicted model, not a curated record. Bases 1 to 594 code for a protein of 197 amino acids. Lineage: Eukaryota; Fungi; Ascomycota; Sordariomycetes; Hypocreales; Cordycipitaceae. The transcript has a single exon.